AUGGAUAAUUCAUGCUUAGCCCGAAUACAGGUGGAUCAACGUGGAAAUCAUCAGAUUGACUUCGAUGAAUUCUGUGUAGUUAUGAGGCGGUUAUACAUGAAAAAGCGGAGUUGGAAUGAAGUCGUCAAAGAAUGUUUUAGUGUCUUUGAUAGGAGAAAAUUCAAUGAGAUUCAGUCCGAAUCGAGUGUGAUCUCCAAAAAAGACUUUCAAUACAUACUACGAGAGUUGGGAGACAUUACAGACAAUCAGAUCAUCGACGAAAUUUUCCUUGAGGCAAGUGCUGAUGUUGAUGGAAAUGGUUUGAUAGAUUACGACGAAUUCACUUACAUGGUAAAAAACUACAUGACCGACGACGAUAUCAAUUAA
This is a messenger RNA of Strongylus vulgaris, 366 nucleotides long. NCBI's taxonomy places the organism in Eukaryota, Metazoa, Nematoda, Chromadorea, Rhabditida, Strongylidae. The record is from the annotation of a GenBank genome assembly.